GACCGGGGGACACCGGGGGACACCGGGGGGACACCGGGGGUGCGAGGGGCCGGGCUUGGCCGCGCUCCACCGCCCCUACAGGCGGAGCCUGGGGCCGGCAGCACCGAGGAAGCGGAGGAUCGGGGGCCCCGGGUGGGGGGGUUCUCCCCGCAGCCCCCCAGCGCUGCCAUGAGCCGCAGCCGCCCGGCGCUGCUGGCCCUCGGGGCGCUGCUCGCCUGCGCCCUCGCCCUGCUGCUGCUGCCCGCCGCCCUCCGCCGCCCCCCCCCGGCUUUGCACCGCGCCCCCCCGGCCAACAGCAGCACGGUGCGGAGGGGGACGGCUGCUGGUACCGGCCCCGCCGUCGCCUACCGGGAGGCAACCGGGCUGCGCGCCCCCGGCCCCGGCAGGCUGGAUGUCCUGCUGCUGCACGGCCAAGCCUUCAGCUCCGCCACCUGGGAAGCUUUGGGGACGCUGGCGCUGCUCGCCGGAGAAGGGCACCGCGCGGUCGCCAUAGAUCUGCCCGGCUACGGGGACUCGCCCCCCACGGGGACGGUGGCCACGCAGCAGGGCCGGGUGGCCUUCCUGGAGCGCAUCCUGGAGGAGCUGGGCUUGGAGAGGCCCGUCCUCGUCAGCCCGUCCAUGAGCGGCCGCUUCGCCCUGCCCUUCCUCCUGCUGCACGGGGACCGCCUGGGGGGCUUCGUGCCCAUCGCGCCCGUGGGCACCCGGGACUACGCCGUGGGGCAGUACCAGCGGGUCCAGACGCCCACCCUGAUCCUGUACGGUGACCGUGACACCCACCUGGGCCCCCAGGCCCUGCAGAGCCUCCGGCACCUCCCCAGGCACCGCGUGGCCGUGCUGCCCGGCGCUGGCCAUGCCUGCUACCUGGACAAGCCGGGGGACUUCCACCGGGCGCUGCUGGGCUUCCUCGGCCAGCUGCAGUGAGCUCGGGCUCCGUCCCCACGCAGCGGAGGACGGCGGGGUGCUGGCACCCUGCUUUGUCACACAGCCGGGCCGUUCGCCCCCGUGCCAUAUUCGGUGGCAGCGUGCCCGGCCCUGAGGGGCAGCAAGGAGUUUGGGGGGGGCUUCUCCAAACAGCACCCACCCUGCAGCAGCACCUGCCCCAGGAUCCGGAGGUCCCACGUCGCUUUGCCAAAUUUUGAAAGACAGUUUUGCAGCCACGGGGCGUUCCCAGGGGGGUGCCCCUGACCUGGGCAUGUACCCCCCGGUGUCCCCCUCCCUGGCACCACGGCUCUGAGCACCGAGCUUUGGGGUGAUGGGGAUGGCACGGGACACAGCCGUUGCCUUUUGGGGGGUGAGAACAUCCCCUGGAGGGGGGCCCAGCACAUUUUGGGGUGGGGGGGCAACGCGUGAGGCCAAUAAACCGAUCUCCUCCGGGCUC
Messenger RNA from Anas platyrhynchos (mallard), 1378 nucleotides. It is a transcript of the gene ABHD14A, whose product is annotated as abhydrolase domain containing 14A. The record is from RefSeq and is a predicted model, not a curated record. Lineage: Eukaryota; Metazoa; Chordata; Aves; Anseriformes; Anatidae. Gene Ontology annotation, cellular component: cytoplasm.